Molecule: messenger RNA, 6001 nt
Organism: Neodiprion virginianus
Lineage: Eukaryota; Metazoa; Arthropoda; Insecta; Hymenoptera; Diprionidae
Exons: 4
Coding region: 2623-5385 (920 amino acids)
Source: RefSeq, a predicted model, not a curated record
UGUAAAAUAACGUUACCGAGGGGUUUAUCACUCAUGUAAUAGUUGGGACAGCUGCAAAUGUAAUGUCCAUGCAAUGGUAUGUAAUCUCAGUACAAUACCAUGAAAUAUUCGUGUAAUAUCAUGCAAUAGUAGUGUAACGCCGUGUAAUACUGUGCGAUAGUUAUGUAAUACCCUGUAAUAGUCAUGCAAUAUCAUGCAAAUACCAUGUAAUAGUCGUGUAAUAUUAUGUAAUGGUGGUUGCAAUAGUCAUGAAAUACCAUGAAAUACCUGUGUAAUACAGCAUGUAAUAGUCAUGUAAUACCUGCGCGCGCAGUACCAAGCGCAUGCGCUUUACAGUGUUUACCGGAUUCGUGACAUAACCUUGAAAUUCGUAUUGGCAACUGUUUGUAUAACCUAUGGACCGUUAUUUCUCGACUUGAUUGUGUGAGUCUGCCGGCUACAACACGUGAAUGACGGAAAGGUACGUACUUAAUUUAAUCUGUCGCUUAGAUCUGGCAAAUAUUCAAUUAUUUCUUGCUGACCUGUACAAAAGUUACAGGCAAUUGAAUUUCAGCGGUUUUUGUUAUAUAAAUAUAAGUAAAUAUACCUUAGCAUGGGUGACGUGAUAUUGUUGUAAUUUCCGAUCCGUUGUAUUGCUUCUAAGUUUGCGUCAAUCCAAGAGAAAAGAAAGAAUAUGACCUAAUUUUUUUACCACCUACCAAUUUAUGAAAUGAAAAAUAAAAGAAAAAUCCUAACUGUCGCAUAGUGCAGGACAGAAUCAUCUACAAGUGCUCAAAAAUUGUGACACACUAUCAAUUAUUUCAAUUAAAUUCCAAAUAGAUUCAAUAAUUAUGCGUUUUUCAAUUGACUUCAUGAAAACAUACGAUUUCGUUGAAAGUUCUAAGAAAUCAGAUCUCUAUCAGUUUGUCCUGGUUCCUUACUCAUUGUUCAUUCCAGAAGUGUCACAAAUUGUACUAUAUUUUGGAAUCAAUCACUCUAGUUGACAUUCACAAUGUCAGCAGGUAACUGUGAUGUUUGAUCUAAAACUAGCUUGGAGUUAGGCAUGGAGGAAUCAGCGAGCAAGGCAGAAAAGGAGAGUAUGGCGAAGACCAUCGCUGGAAAUGUUAAAGAACAAAAGUUUUGGGUCGUAAUUAGGAAGGAACUUGGAGUUGAUCCACCGUUGUACCUGAAGCAUCUCCUCACCUGUCUGGGUUUCGAUUCAGCGGCCGCUCUGAAAAACCUUUCAAGCGAAGCCUUUCUAGAAAUGGAGAAAUUUGCCCAAACUGACAUGCUGGGAUUGUUAGGCGAAGAUGGUUACACAAAAUCAGACUUCUUCGGUAUCUACAGUAAUACACCUGAACAAUUCCGCAUACUACGAGGACAUAGGUUUUGCCUCUUCGAAAUUCAGAAGUAUAUUAUAGAAAAGGGGUUGAACCAUUUUGCUACGGCCGAACAGGAUAUUAAUGAAAAAUUAACUAACAUCAAAGCAAAAAAAGAAACCAAGGAAACGCUAAAAGCUGUAUCGGGAAAAAAAUCAGAUCCACAGUCACGAAAAUCACAGGACUUAUUGAGUGAAGAAGAUCAAUUAUACAUGCUCAUUAAAAAUUGGUUUUCUAAGCAACCAGAUGGUGAAGAAACCUUCAAAGAUUAUUUAGAAAGCCCUAAAAAUCGGUAUAUAGAGGUAUCUGUCAAAGAAGACGUUGACGAAGAAAUUACCUAUUCGGGGAAAAUAUCGUGUUGCCUGUGUAAAACUAAAAUUACCGCGCAUAAAGCCGAAUACGGGAAAUCAGUACCGAGGAAAACUCGUUGGGUAUGUCAAAAUUUUAUGAAGCACGUAAAGGAAAAACAUUUGACUUUGAACCCUGUGGAAAAUUCGAAGGAAAAUUUAUUUCCUCGCAAGCAUAACAAUAGCAAUAAAAUUGAUACAAAAUCGGGUCAGGCGGAAAAAAAUACAGCAAAUGUUCUCAAAAACGUCGUCGCUAACACUACAGCUUUUACUUCUAGUUGUAAAAAGGUUCAACCCGAGGUUCAACCACUUAUUACGGAUGUAUUCGAUAAAGGCACCAAUGACAAUGAUAACUGGAAUACAAAUGCUAGUUUGAGCGACAGUAUCGCAAACAAGAACCAGAAGCUCGGCCAAAAUUUACCAAGAAUUAUCGAAGACGUGAAAUUAGUCACACCCGUUGAAAUAAGAAGGGAUAUUAUUAAAAUUGAAAAAAGCAGGGGAAAAAGGCAUAUUACUAGAGAAAUUGAGAGUGAUGACGAAACGGAAGCGAAACCUACUAAACGGUCGAAAAAUCGAAUUGAAAGCGAUGAAGAACUCGAAGUAUCUGCACGUGACAAGCCAAAUGAUGAAUCGGAUGUUAGAUCACAAGCUGUGAUAGUUGAAAGUACAAAUGAUGAGUUACAGGGGGAAUUCAACCUCGGAAUAAUGUAAAAGGGGUUCUUUGUUCCGAGAAAAUUCUAUCAACCCCAUUGACUAGUAAUACCAAAAAUACUAAGACUAUAGAUACAAAAAGUUCCGACUGUGAAAAAAAAAUUAAAAAAGAUCUAAGAACUAGAAGUGACAAAUCCUACCGACAAAGAGUGAAGAGUAUUACUACAGAGAGAACGAUUCCAUAUUAUUUUCCAACAUUGAACGAAAUGGAAUUGCUGUUGAAAUAUAAUGCAGAAUUAAAGGAUUGCGUGAAAAAUUUAUUAGCACAAUCGGCAUCGAAAAAAUUAACGAAGUCUUGUCCAACAGUCAAUGAAAACAGUAAAAGUAACUUGUUAGUACGAAAAUUGAUGAGAAUUUCUGACAAACAAAGUCAGGCCGAAUCUUGCGGGAACAGAUACGAUUGCACAGUGAAAAAGUUUGCAUCGUAUAUUUUCAUGAUUGGUGGAAGAUUGUCGUACGAAACGUUAUGCGCGAACUUGCCUCUACCAUCCCCCUCAUCUGUCAGUCGGUAUUUGUUAGAAAACGGACCAGACAUCAUUGAAGGGCAGCUUCGAUUGCAGGAAUUGAAAAAUUACUUAAUCAAGGCCGACCUGCCUCUAGUCAUAUGGGUAAGCGAAGAUGCGACGCGUAUUACUGGCACCGUGCAAUAUGACCCAAAAACUAACCAAUUAAUUGGGUUGGUAUUACCAACAGAUAAAAAUGGAAUGCCUAAGUGCAAAUCUUUCAUGGCAACGUCACCAAAAGUAAUGGAAGAAACGAUGCAAAAUAUUCCAAUUGCUUCUUUGGCGUACACAAUUAUGGCACAGCCUUUACAAAAAAAUGCGGCGUCAUUUUGUCUGUGCAUAUUUGGAACCGACAAUAAAUUCACAGCCGAACACGUGCUUAACAGAUUCCAAUUUAUUUACGAACAAUGUCAGCAAUUCGGAAUAAGAGUAUUAGGAUUUUCUUCGGAUGGUGAUCCAAGAUUGUUAAAAGCGAUGAGGAUUGAAAGCCAAAUAGGUAUUUCGAAUCUUGAUUUACUCUUUGGUAAAGAAAAUUGGACAUGGUUCAACAGUGAAUUUUGCAGUGAGUACUUUGUUUGCCAGGAUACUGUACACAUUGGUACAAAGCUAAGAAAUCGCUUCAUCAAAAACUCAAUUGUUCUGCCGAUGGGAAACAAUAUAGCGACUGUUAGUCACCUGAAACUAUUGAUACAGUCACAAUCUAAAGACAAACACCAGAUAACUUAUUCUGACUUGGACCCAAAGGAUAAAAUGAAUUUCCCUUCUGUUCAAAAAAUAUGUCAAGAAAAUGUCAGAAAAUUACUCAAUGAUACAGUACCUGGCAGCGAAGGAACAUGUCAGUAUUUGAAAAUACUACAUAACACCGUAGUUUCAUACAUCGAUUCUGAAUUAACGCCGUUGGAAAGAAUAUUUAGCAUCUGGUAUUCUGUGUUUUGUUUAAGGAUGUGGCGUGCAUGGAUUUCGGCAAAUGACAGUUACACUUUGGGCAAAAAUUUUAUAACUUCCAACUGUUACACAUGCAUUGAAAUAAAUGCUCAUACGCUUAUUGACGUCAUCAUACGCCUGAGAGAUUCGGACCAACCAGAACUCUUCCUGCCAUCUUUAUAUAGUAGUCAACCAUGUGAAAGCUUUUUCCGACAAGUCCGUUCAAUGUCAUCCACGUACUCGACUAUUGUCAACUGCAGCAUGAUGGACAUCAUUCAUCGUCUCAAUAGAAUUCAAGUACAAAAUGAAAUCAUCAUCGAAGAGUCAGAAAAUAUUAUAUUUCCAAGAUUUAGGGAGAGAAAAAGUGUAAUCAAUGUCAACACAUAUCCACUACCUUCUAAUCAAGAAAUACAGAAAACCGUUGAAGACGCGAAAUGUCGAGCUAUUGAAGAUCUCGGGAACCUUGGUAUAUUUUUCAACAAUAUCUUAUGUACACUGCCUUUUUCUGCAAAGUCUAUUCAACUAGACUCAGACGACGAAUCUGACAGCGAAGAAAUCAGCGAGGAAACGGAGAGCGCAAAUGAAGACACUAUAUCUGCAGAACUUGAACAUGAUAUGAUUACGUUGCAGUCUGUAACAGGAACUUUGGAACUCAAAAAUUACUCCACCCAAACAGUUCAACUAAAUGAAACGAGUCCAUUUGCAGUCGUGCGUGAUUCGUCGCAAGCCGAAUACGUCGUUAGAAAAUCGUCCAUUUGUUGGCUGCUUAAUAAAACCAAGCACCGUUUAAGUAGCGACAGACUUCAGAGAGUACGAGAAAUCGAACUGCCGCAUUUGUCCAAGAAGGAAUCAGCUACUAGAUCAAAUACUGUCGAAGAGAAUCCGGAAAUAAGUAUAGGGACAUGGAUGCUUUUUAGAGAAGACACUGAGGCAGAAACGAAAUACAGAGUAGGCCUUGUUCUUGGAUUCGUCUAUCUAACUGGAAAAACAGACCCACAAAGAGAAUACUCCAGAUUAAGCGCUGACGUCAAUAAUGAAAGUAUUGGCGUACUAUGUACCUGGUAUAGAUUAAUAAGUUCUAGUCUCCGUCCGGCACCAGUGGGGUCACAUGAUUACAAAUGCAUUUCUGGAUAUAUGCGAACUUUACCAACACCACAGAUAGUUGAUGGGCAUAUUUUUUAUUCGGAUUUAGUUUUGAAACUAAUCCUCGAGAUUAUUCCUACAACUUCACUCCAAGGUAAAGAUGCAAAUAUCGGAAAUUUUGUGCUGAUCGAAUUUCUCACCAAAAAAACCAAAAAAUACUACAUCGGCGUUGUUAAAAGUAUCCAAUCAAGAGACAGAGAUUGCGAGGAAGAUUAUGAAGUCAAAUUCAUGCGAAAAGUGACGAAUUCGUCGAGCUCCAUAUUCGUUUUUCCAGAUGUGGACGAUACAAGUUAUGUAACAGGAGAUCAAAUAAAGCUAAUUCUGAGCAACCCGAAAAUUGACCGAAGACGUCAUCAUGUAUUCAGUGAUUCUGAUUUGUUAGAGUACGCUGUGAUUUAAAAGUUAAUUGAAGAUCGUCUCAAUUGCUAAAAAAUAUAUAUAAUUAUGUAUCGUUAACCUCUCCAGAGUACUAUUAGCAUAAAUAUACAGAGAAUAUUAUUAUAAUAUAUAAAUUAUGGUUGCGUUGAAUUAUUCUUUACUAUAUUUAAAGGUUGAUUUGCAAAUUUUAUUAUGAAAUUUAGAGGGUAAAAGAGGUUAUAAAAAAAUAGUUGCAAUAAACUAUUUAAUGUAAUUCAAGCAAGACUUCAGGGAUGCAAUUAAUGACAGUGAGACAAAAACCAUUGUUAAUAGGUAUACUGAGAAAUACUCAUCUUACAGUAAUAUAAUGUGUAUCUAUAUAAAUAUAUAAUAGUCAUGUAAUAGUCUUGUAAUAGUUGUAUAAUUAGUAUGCAAUAGUCAUGCAAUGGUCAUGUAAUUCAUGUAAUACUAUGUGUAAUACAUAUGCAAUACGUAUGUAAUACUUGUGCACUAUCUGUGGAAUACGUGCAAUACUUAUGGGAUACUUAUGCAAUACAUGCAAUACUAUUGUAAUCCCUAUGCCAUACAUGUAAUACCAGUGUAAUAACUAUGUAAUAUGUGAAAUACAUAUGCAAUGGUGUCAUACUUGGGACAGUCA